Molecule: messenger RNA, 1017 nt
Organism: Vicia faba (fava bean)
Lineage: Eukaryota; Viridiplantae; Streptophyta; Magnoliopsida; Fabales; Fabaceae
Source: the annotation of a GenBank genome assembly
AUGACGACAUCACUUUCAGAGCUCAAUGACGACAUGGUCCGCAACAUGUCUAUUGGAGCAGUUUUCUCCGACUUCGUUGGGAAGAUAUAUUCAAUUGGUUUCCAUCGUAAGGAUGAUUUACUUGUCACUGCUAGUGAGGAUGAUUCUGUGCGCCUCUAUGACAUUGCUAAUGCUAAGUUGUUGAAGACCACUUAUCAUAAGAAACAUGGUACUGAUCAAAUAUGCUUUACUCAUCAUCCAAGUUCUGUCAUAUGCUCUUCACGGUACAAUUUGGAAUCUACUGGAGAAUCCUUGCGGUAUUUAUCAAUGUACGAUAACCGCUGUCUACGAUACUUCAAAGGCCAUAAACAGAGAGUUGUUUCUCUCUGCAUGUCUCCUAUCAACGAUAGCUUCAUGUCUGGUUCUGUAGACCACAGUGUAAGGUUAUGGGAUCUACGGGUAAAUGCCUGCCAGGGAAUCUUACAUGUACGUGGUAGACCUACUGUUGCCUACGACCAACAAGGCCUGGUUUUUGCCGUAGCAAUGGAAGGGGGAGCUAUAAAGUUGUUCGAUUCACGUUCGUAUGACAAGGGUCCCUUCGACACCUUUCUUGUUGGUGGUGAUAAAGCUGAGGUCUGUGAUAUUAAAUUCAGCAAUGAUGGAAAAUCAAUGCUUCUGUCCACAACUAAUAACAAUAUAUAUGUUCUUGAUGCAUAUGGAGGAGAUAAGCGCUGUGGGUUUAGUUUGGAACCAUCUCAUGGCACCUCAACAGAGGCGACAUUUACCCCAGACGGGAAGUAUGUAGUUGCAGGUUCAGGAGGCGGGACCAUGCAUGCUUGGAGUAUUGACAGGAACAGCGAGGUAGCAUGUUGGAGUAGCCAUAUUGGCGUGCCCUGGUGCUUGAAAUGGGCUCCUCGGCGGGCCAUGUUUGCAGCUGCCUCAACUGUUCUCACGUUUUGGAUACCAAACAACGAACCAAAGCUGAAAGACGAGGAUGCUUGCACAGACACUGAACCGGGACUUCAGCCCCAACAUUGA